This is a messenger RNA of Caenorhabditis auriculariae, 10710 nucleotides long. The record is from the annotation of a GenBank genome assembly. NCBI's taxonomy places the organism in Eukaryota, Metazoa, Nematoda, Chromadorea, Rhabditida, Rhabditidae.
AUGCCAUCGAAAAACGACGUGACCGACGUCGACCUCAAGAGGAAAGCGGACAAAGCCUCACGGAUGCGUCAUCUGUGGACUAAGGUUUUUUUUUGAAUUUUCGCUCUUCUUGCAAAAAUCUUCUCAUUUUUCAAAACCGCUUUUAUUUGUACUUAGGCAUCAAUCUGCGGUUUCCAUUCGAAAACAUCAAAGAUCCAGAUCGAAGAAACAAUGUUUAUCAACUGGCAUUCCUUCAUAAUCCCUGAACGGCGACUUUAUCGUGUCUAGACAAAACCACAAAGUAUAGUGAAAGGCCUGAUUGGCAGCUAUCUGAUAGACUACGAUAUGAAUGCAAAAGGAUCAAAUUUUGAACUUGGUGAUAUGAGACAAUUUUCGUAAUUUGAUUGAUAAGUUCCAGUUUUCCAAGAGUUUCGCUUUAAGACUCUGGAGUUGAAGGAAUGAUAUAGCAAACAGGAAAAUAUAAAGUUGUCUAGGAACUCCAAGAAAAAAUAAUGAAGAUAACUUAGAUGCUAUUAAGAGAUAAAUAACGCAACUUUGACUGUAAUUUGCAGGGAAGUUGAAUUUUCCCUAUUCAAUUUGAGAACAGAACGUUUUAAUAACCACAACAAAGUCUCAAGAAUUUGAGAAAAAAGUGAAUGGAUAACAUAUCUAAGGUACAAUCAAACACUUACCGGACCUUCAAAAAUUUCUCUCCAAAAUUUCGAGUUUUGGAAAAAAGUUUGUAAGCUUGCUAGUUCAUCUAUUUUUUUCCAUUUUUCGAAAAAAAUCCAAUAUGCUAAUUAUCAGAUAUAAUGCAAAAAAAGAACAAAAACGCAAAAAGAAAUUAAUAGUUAUAAAAAGGAAUUCCUUCCUCACCUGGACACCGGAUACUGUAAUCGGCGUGCAAAUAAUAUCGAUCUUGGAAGGGGAAGAAACGGACGCCAGACCACCCUGAUCGGAAAAAGCGGAUUACUGUAUUAUUCGCGCUAAUCUCGAGUUGUCGGCUAUAUUAAAAUAUAGCGAAGACGAAGCGGAGUUGCUCAAAAAUUAGACAGAAAUGAGAAAACCUUUAAUAUCUUAUCUGCAAGAGUUGAAGCUACACAUUCAUUCUUUUUUUGUUUUUUUGAUAUGAAUAUUCUGCUCUGAGAAUAGUUUUUGGGCCAAUGGGGGCAAAAAAACAAGAUCAUAAUGUUCAACUUUCUAGAGAGUUUUUCUUCAGCUUUUUCAAUUUUUCCAAUUUUUUUAACGGUUAAAAAAAGUUUUCAGAAAAAUUAUUAUGAUAAAAAUUUACAAGUGAUUAUGAUUGGAUUUUUUUGCAUUUUUUUGAGUAAAAAAACAGCCAUUCUGGAAUUUUUUUCAGCAAUAAAUUACAUCAAUUUCCGGUCAAAAAUGGUUUUUUUCUUCAAUUAAGCUUGUUUAUAAUUUUGAUGGAAAAAAGUUGACGGCAUCUAUUUUUAACAAAAGUUUGUGGGUGUCAGUGAACUUUCUUUCGAAACUUUUAUAGACAAGUAGAAAGGAUUUUUUUGGUUGCUAAAUUAUUAACUUAACAUAAAUAAGCUCAAAAAAACACCGUCGAGUAGGCGUUUCAUUUGUGAAAUUUUUCAAUUACUCAAGUUUAGAAUAGAAAAACUAGGCGGCUACUAUUUUUGAAGAAAUGCCGUGGGCGUUGGGAUAGUACUUAAACUGCUUGGAAAAGAAUGUUCCGUUUUGAGGUCGACGCGAAAAAAAAACAUAAUCCGAAAAAGUUGCGAUUUUGCAUUUCAAAUGCCGUUUUUUCUGGACACGCGUCACCUCCAAUUCCCUUUUCGAUCCCCCUCAAAAACUCUUUUGCGCGACGGCUUUUCCCUUCGGCGUUAUUUGUUGAGGUUUUUCUCUCUUUCGGAAUAAAUGUCGCUGUUGCCUUCUAGAUGAUAUCAUCGUGACUCCGCGACGCUUGUCCUUUGCUCUUGAACAGCUUUUUUUUGGUUUUUGAAAAAAAAUGCUUUUGAGCCGUUAUUGAACCAUCAACCCACGCACAUUCUCAUUCUUCAAUAGAUGAGAAGAUCGUUCAGAGUAUUAGAAUCAGAGUUUUCGGGUCGGAAAUGCUUCAAAAAAUGCUUAUAUUAAAAAGUUAUUUUGCCAUGAAAAUUUUUCAAAGUUUCGCAGAAGACUAACGUUUAAUCAAUGACAUGACCUGAAGGAAUUGACUAAAAAAAUAAUGACUUUUUUUGCUUCACAGGAUAAUAAGUCCUCAUUGAAAUUCCCCAGUUCCGACGAAUUUUUAUGAUUUAAUGACGAAAUUCACAAAUUUUCAGGUUUAAUUUAGUUCCUGAAUUUUUUCCCCUAACUGCACUUUUUUGAUAGGGGUGAACUUUUUUCGAUUUUAGAAAAGUUUAAUUUUCCAAAGCGAACAUGUACCUGAAGGUCCUUCCAAAAACUUAGUUUCAGAUUUUGUGAUUUCUUUUCAAAGUGAAAAGUUUUCAACCGAAAACAGGUGAUUUUGGAAAUUCAAAGAAAAGCCUUCUGAAUCACCUGUUCGACCGUAGGAAAAUGCUAAAUAGACGUCAGUACAAGUCAGGCGCAGACAAAGGCAGCUGAAAGAUAAAUUCUCGAAAAAGGUGGCAAAAAUGUAAAAAAAACAAAGAAAAAAAAUUUUUUUUUUAGUUUUACUUUUAUCUAGCCGAGUUCUUCAAAAAUGAAUCGAGACAAGAAUAAAAUUCUAGUCGAACAUCCCGCUGCGUAUGAGAAAUGUUUGAUCAAGGGACAGCUGACUUAGAAAUUUGUGACUUAGAGAAAAAGCGUCUGAUUCACCAGUCUGACCAACAAGAAAGUUGACUCUGCGUUCACAAACUUUUUCCAUACUCAUUUUUUUCCAGAUUCAAAUUUGACAAAGUUAAAAAAAUUAAUUUUUGAUUAGCAUAAUACGUGCAACUUAAAUCAAUUCAUGUAGCAUUUUUGAUCAUAUUUUUUUGUUUUUAAAAAUUGUAAAUUUUUCUUUUGAAAUGCAAAAAGUCCUUGAAACGAUAAAUUUUUGGACGUUGUCAUAAUUAUUUUGAUAUCACAUCAACAUUCCGCGCUUAUCGUUUGCUCUAUCGGAAGUGCGUCAAAACGUUUUGAAUCCGAACGUUUCAAUUUUUUACAGUGUCCCAAGCGGAAACCGCCGUUGAAAAAUUCCUUUUGUUUCAAAAAACCCUUUUUUCUGUUAACAUAAAAUCGCUUAUCGUUUUUUGUGACCCAAUGGCAAUAUUCGAUCAAAGGAAAUGCAAAAUUGUCUGAUCAAUUUUUAUGAACGUGAGUAGGUUCGCCCAUUUUUCCAAACGUAAAUUUUCAGAUACUUUUUUUUUGGAGGGAAGUUUCAUAUUCUCAGGCCUUCAAAAACAUUUAGGAGUUCUAAAACUCAUUAUUAAAAUACUUUUGCAACUCCUGAUGGUAGCUUAUUUUUUUCCGUCCAGGUGAAAUUUUUUCGAUCGAGGGACAGCUGACUUUGAGAAAAAAAGAACCUUCCGAUUCACCUGUUGGAUCGAAAGAAGAAAUCAGUCGCCCACUGAUUGUAUUCAAAGUUGGAAGACUGAUAUUAAAUUAUCGAAAUUUAAGAAGUCUCAAGUUGAAAAAAAUAUUGUGAUCACCAGAUUUUUCUAAGAAAAAAAGCUUCAGGUGUAGAAACUGAAAUGAAAACUCACAUUUCCGGAAUUCUUAUAAAAAGGUUAAACCUUAUCAAAAGGACAAUUUUCGGAUUCUUUUUUGAAAUCAUAUUUCCCUAUCCGAUGCUCUAUUGAAGGGCGUAGGAAUGUUUUGAUUUUAAUGUUUUCUUUCCUUACAGUGUCCCAGGCGGAGAACGCCCUUGAGAGAUCCUUUUGUUUGAACAUACUUUUAUUUUUCCUUUUGAUUUCGAAUCUGAUUGCUUUUCUCCUUUCCGUGACAAAUAUUCAAAGUACAGCUGAUUUUAAGAAUUCGAAGUAUAACCUUUUUUUUCACCUGUACGAAAAACGGUAACAAGUCCUAACAAGACUUUUUUAGUUUUAAAAUCCUUCCGCAGCGUUUUUUUUCUGAAAACUUCAGAACCUAUCUUUUUCAGAGUUCUUUUUCUCUUUCUUCCUGAUCCCAUGCUCUGAAUAAAUUGUCUUUUUUCAUUACCAAGUCAUUACUCUUCUCUUUUUUCAAGCAAGCAAUAUUUCUCGAGAGAGUGAGGCUAUUUUGUCCGCGCAAUUCUUCUUUCUCAUCAUGAUUUCGAAGACUCCAAAUUUUGAAGAAGGAAAUAGGUUCUUUUUUGAAUUUGCUGAUUUUAAAGUCGUUUUUUAUGGUAACUUUCGACUGUGAAGCAAAAAUUUAGGAAAAAAAUUCCUGGGUACAGGGUUUGCUAAUAGCAGAAAAGGUUGAAACCGUUUUUGUGUGGCAUUACGAAAUUUUCAAAAUUUUUGGACUGGUAAAGAUUACCCUGGCUUCACACAGAAAGCCUCCAGAAAUAAGCUACCCUACUCAGAAAUUAUUGUAAACUUUAUUCCUUUGUUAAAUUUUUUUAUUUUUGGAAAAUAAAAGACUUUUUAAAUUCAACAAUUCCACCCUUCGAUCAAAUUUUUUUAUUUCACAGACAAAAUCAUAAAAAGUUCUUCAAGCCAUAACUCGGAGAAAAAUCUUUCACUCGCCCAUUUUCUUUUCCCUUUUCCGCCCCAUGUUUCACUCUGAUUUCGAAUUUUCCUGCCUCCUCGUCUUUGACUUCUCUUCUGAGUUCCUAAAACCUCGUCAAGCAGCCAUUUUUGUUGUCGAAUUCAAAGCCGCCUCGCCACACGUUACAUUGGUCCCAGCCGCUUUCCUUUUCUUCGAAGCUUAGCUCCAAAAUUUUCUCUUUUGCCACUUUUUGUCUCUUUCUUGCGUCGAUUUUUCAAGUUGUUCAGUUUGUUCCGAAGCACACGGCAAAUAGAACUCUUGAACAAAUCAUAAAGCAGAGUUUGAAGUUUUCUUUGUUUUUGACAAUUAGUUCGUUUGUUAGGUCACUUACUCUUUCAAUUUUCUUCUCUACAUUGAGUUUUUCAUUCAUUUUCUGUCGAGGAACUUUCAUUUGAGGCUUUCUGAGAAAACAUAUUACUGACAUUUUUGAGCUCAUUCAAGUGGAAAAAGGUCGUGAAAUAGGAAUAAUGCUUCAGGGCUGCAUAUUGAAGUAGUUGAAUAAACUAUAAACUUUUCCAUUAUUCGCUUUUUUCGAAAAAAUCAUUAAAACUUCUACAAUUUUGUAAAAUUAUCAGCCAAAUAUUGAAAGCUUUCAGAGUACACCUGUAUAAAAUAAAAGUGACCAAAGUUAGUAAAUUUGAAAGCGUUUUUCAAAACUCUUUCGAAAUCUACAGUAUAUCCGUUAUUUUUUUACAGAGUUAUCGCAUGAUACCUCCUACAUUUGAAAAUUAAAAAAAAUGAUAUCGAACGAUAUUCCAACAGAAAAAAAUACUAAGUACUCUUUUGUUGUCUACCAACUCACCCGGACUACAAUUCGUCAUUUAAAUGUCCUUCAAAAAUAUCAAAUUCUUAUUAAUUUGAACUGUUCUACUGAUAUUUUCAAUGUCGUCUGAAUUCAGUUUGAGAAUUGAUGAAAUUGGAUGAAGAACAUUCUUUUGUUCUUGUGAUUCAAAUAUUUUUCAAAAUUAUCUCAUUAUUUCUUCUUUUGAACUUUUUAAGCAAGCACAUCUUGGAAAAAAAUGUCAUUUUUUUCCGGUUAAAUAAAUGCAUCUUCAGAGAAAUUAAAAGCAAUGAAAUAUAUCUUCCUUCUGAGAAAAAUAGCUCUUUUCUUCAAAAUGACCACUAAAAAAGAGGCGGAUCCGUCUUACUAUAAACUAAUAAAAUGUGACUUCUGUUUUCUGGACUAUCUUCACAUUAUUUAUCAAUUGAUAGUGAAAUCAUAGUAGUUUUUAUCACACACCGGUGUAUUUGUGGUCACUGAGUCAUGUCCAUUUUUUCUCUCCUCCUACGCCCUUCGUCAUUUUGAAGCGUUCUUUCAAAUCUUUUCUUUGCAAUGUUUGCUUUGACGGUACCCUAUUUAUAAAUAUGAAUACGUGCAAGUAAAGUGUUAUUUUUUUGAGCUACAUUUUAGUUAUAAAAACUUCUUUUUUUGGACAAAUAGUUCAUUUUUUUCGACGAGGUUUCUUUCAAAAAAAUCUUUUUUUAGAUUCAUCAAAAAAAUCUUCUUAUUUUUUUAUUUCACGUACCUGACAGCUUGAUCCACAAAAAAAGUGUUAUGAAAAAGACUAUACCUUAAGUUUCGGAAUUUUUUUCCCAGUAAGCUUUUUUUGAUCUGAAGGCAGGUGGAAAGAAAUAGAACAAAAAUUUUUAAAAUUUCUAGAAAAAAACUGUGAACUUGAUAAAUGGAGCGGAAGUAGCUUUUUCGAUGUCUAAUGCACCAAAAAUUCAUUUCAUUCUCGAAUCGAAACAUUUUUAAAACCAAUAAGUCCAAAAAAAAGAAUACGACGUAUUUGAAUGGAGAAUGCCAUUUGAGCCAAUUGAAUCGGGGCCACUAGAAAAUUCGUCUCAAUUAUGUGGAGCGAUUUCGUUUCUCUCGUUUCUCUCGUUUUCUUUUGAUUAGGUUUACCAGAGCUGAUUAGCCAUUUUUUAGCCACUAGACACUGAUUUUUGAAGAGAUCAUUUUACUUUCUAGUCUGAAAUUUUCUGGAAGCGUUCUUUGAUUUACUAAAAAGAAAUUUUUGCGUUAGAGAUUUGCAUAAUUUUUCAGUUUUUGGAGAAAGGUGCCUUGACUGAAAAAAAUCAAAAGCUAAAAUAAGUUCCAAAAUCUUUGUAUGAAUAAAAAUGUAUGGCCAAGUGUCAAAAUUUUGAAAAUUCACUUACAUUAUUAAAGAUUUUUCCUCUUGAAAAUUGGGUUGAAAUUUUAUUGAAAUCAAAUUUUCAAAAUUGUCUUCCUUUGAGAAGCCGUUUGCACCUUGAAUUUAGGAAAUCGGAUCCAGGAUUUUCAAAAUUAUAUCUCUGUUACACAAAACUGUUUCUUUUUGAUCUCGAGUUUUUUUUGUACACUUCUCUACAGUAUUCUUGCGUUUGCUCUUAAGUUUUUUUUGACCAAGAUUUUUUCAAAGGAGAUUUCGGCGUCCUUUAUCGUUAAAAAUUUGCUUUUAUUCACAUUAAUUCGUCUGGAGCCUUCAAUCUCUUUCUCUGAACUCUCAAAAAGUUCAUUUUCGGUAGUUUCCUAUAGAGAUGAUUCAUAGACUUUGAAAUGAAAGUUGUUUUUCAAGGGGUUUUUUUUCAAAAUGAAGCAUGUAUUAUAAAUUUCUGGUCAUCUUACUCCCUUUAGACCAUCUGUCCAACUAAAGCUCGAGAUUUCAAAGUUGUGAUUUACCAUUUUUUCAGAUGGGAGGAGUCAUCUCGUUCAUUUCCUCUCGCGGCCACCAAGACAACCAUUUAAACCCAAGUCGACAAGUACGUCAAAAUUACCUUUAAAGUUUCAAAAAGUUGGAAAAAUUUCCAGGUUCGAACCAGAAACGGCCUUGUCGAAGGAUACCGGUUGAACAUUGCCGACCAGAAAAAUGUGGACAUUUUCCUCGGCGUUCCAUUCGCCAAGCCGCCUGUUGGAGAUCUUCGGUUCAAGGUGAUCAAACUUAUAUUUUGAGACGGUUUUAACUAAGAGUAUUUUUACAGAAGCCUGUAGACGCCGAAGAUUGGGAAGGGGUCAAGAAGUGCGUCCGAUUCGGUCCAAGAGCUCCCCAAGCCGACUUUUUCUGGGAAAAGUACACUUUGGGAGUGAAGACAAGUGAAGAUUGUCUCUAUCUGAACGUCUUCUCUCCAGAGUGGAAAAGCAAAGAGGAUACAAAAGUGAGUGAGUUUUCAAGGGGCCUCAUAAAGGAUUGAGUUUUCAGCUUCACUCCGUGAUGGUCUACGUUCAUGGCGGCGGAUUUCUGAUCGAUUCGGCGGUCAAAUAUGGAGACGUUGGGAUUGCAAAGUUAGUUGAAACGUGUAGAAAGAAAUCAUUCAUUUCCGUAUACAACAAAGAAACCUUAAAAUGGAAUUCAAAAAAAAGUUCAAAAAAGAUAAUUUUCAGAUAUCUCUGCCGCCAUGACGUGGUCGUGGUGACGAUCCAGUACCGACUUGGCCUUCUAGGCUUCUUCUCCACUGGAGAUGACGCCUGUCCGACAAACUUAGGACUGUGGGACAUGACAAAGGCUCUCGAGUGGGUUCGGGUCAGUUUAUGCUUCAAUUUCGUUUUCGAAUCUUUAAAAUGUUGAAAAAAUGCUUGAUGGCACUGUUUUUCAGGACAACAUCCACGCGUUUGGUGGAGACCCACGAAAAAUCACCGUUUUUGGACAAAGUGCUGGUGGGGCGAGCGUCGAUUUUCUGUCCAUUAGCCCACACUCACGAGGUAAGGAUAUACGACUUGAAUGAUUCUCAAUGUCUCAAACAAAAUUUGCAGAUUUGUUUCAACAAGUCGUGCCAAUGGCCGGCAACGGAGAAUGCGAGUGGAGUACGGUCGCAGAACCGAAACUCGUCGCCUCGUGCAAAGAUUUUGCUACAAGGAAGCACUGGGACGGCGGAAGUGGUUAGUAAAAAAAUUUAAAAAAAGUCAAUUUCAUAUUUUCCAGAAGAAAACGCCACGUCCGAAAUGAUUUCGUACCUCAAAACGAGGAAGGAGAAGGAAUUUGAACGACGGCUCUUAACGAGAAAAGUGAGAAUAUUAACAAAUAUAAAAAAAAAAAUGAAUGUUUUUCAGGGAGUGGACGUUUCAAAAAUCGGCCUCGAUUUGGCUCCGGUUAUUGGGAAGUCGCCAGAAGACUUUCUGCCGAAGCCGAUAGACGAGCUCAGGAAGGAAGCUCCGAAGAAGAACAUCAUGGUCGGCACUUGUGAAUAUGAAGGGCUAUUGUUCGGUAAGCACUUUGAAAUGCCCAAAAAGGGGAAGAAAAUCUAUAAACAGGCUUCAAAGAAAGGCUAAUCAGUGAAGCUUCAAAAUACAUUUUUCCUGUUAUCUGUUAAAAUUCAUCUACCACUUUUUAACGAGAACGAAAACAAAAUAAACUCACAGCGAGUCCACAACUUUCAGGUUCACCUGCUCUCCACCAAAUGAAUUCACAUUUCAGCCACCCUUGGCCCCACAAUCUCAUCUUUUUGAGCUAUUACGGCUAAUGCUUUAAAAAAAUAAUGGAUAUACUAUAGCUUUCAAUGAUUGGCUGAUAAGGCUAUAAAAUUGUAGAAGUUUCAAUGAUUUCUUCGACAAAACGAAGAAUGGAAAAGUUUAUAGUUUAUUCAACUACUUCAAUAUGCAGCCCUGAAGCAUUAUCCCUAUUUCACGACCUUUUUCCACAUUUUCACUCUCACAGCUUUUCCCUUUUUCUUUUUUCUUUUUUGUCAUUUGACCAAAUGAAUUCACAUUUCAGCCACCCUUGGCCCCACAAACUUUGAUGUCAAAGGAAUCGACAAACUGCUGGACCUCGUGAUCACCAACGAGUAUCACGAGGACUACGUUGAUCUGCGGAGAGAAGCCAGAGCCCUCUACUUGAGGAAAGAAGGCGAUGAAGACGACCGAGACGCCGCUGCUCGAGGAUUCAUAAGAGUGAGUUUUUUUUUAACUAAAGAAGACACCAUCUCGGCUAGAAACUGGAAUCUACACAACUGAAAAGAAUAUUUUUCAGCUCUACAGCGACUUGUUCGUGAACAACGGCACCUACAAGUACGCCUACAAAAUGACCCAAUUUGGUCACAAGGUCUACAUGUACUCCUUCGACUACUACAAUCCCAAGAGUUUCGGUCUUUUGGCCCUCCGAACUCCUUUCAAAGGUUUGCUUUUCUCACAGAAAGAAAAAUAAACUUUAAAUAAUUCAGCCGCCACGCAUUGCACGGAGCUCACUUACAUCUUCGGCGUUUCGAUCGUCUUCAACUUCAGAAUGACGGAUGAAGACAAGGCGAUGCUCGACCUGAUGACGAGGAUGUGGACCAACUUUGCCAAAUACGGGUUGGUUUUGAGAUUUAUCGGGAAAUUAUGAUGAUUCGUAAAAGCUAUGGACGUGAUCCAACAAAAGUUAAGAAAUAUUAUUUGAAAAUUUUUUUGUCAAUAUCGGCAGAAAUUAGUGCAAGUCAUUCGAACAGCUUAAAAAUUAAAAAAAAACUACAGUAUUGGCCUUAAAGGAAUAUCAAUGUGAUUUUUCGAGAAUAACUUCUCUGAAAUUGGCUCAAAUGACUUGAAACUUCGCACAGAUUUCAAAUAGCUAGGCAGUAACUUUUUCCCGAAAGGAAAACUCGUUUCCUCGAGUCAGACUGGAUUUGAGAGCAAAAAACCAGAAAUCGUGAAAAAUUUGACGCCUCGUCAUUCAAAUGGACUAAACGAGGUCAUUUUUCUUUGAAGACACCCUGUUUCAUGUUAAAAACUUUGAAACACCCUCAAGAUCUGUAUAUUUUUGAGCUCUCGGACCACAGUUGGCUCUCCUCCAAAUUGAGACCAAAAUAGGUGAAUAAUUAACAAUGCAACUGAGUUAUUGGAGAAAACUUCCUUUCAUAUUUUCUCAACUACAUUUCUUGAUCCAAAAACUGUAAAAAAAACGCAACCUGCUGAUUACAGCAAUCCCAACGGACCAUAUGAGGAUUCGAGCGUUUUCGACUUCAAGUGGGAGCCAACCGAUCCAGAACACCCUCUAAAGUGAGAUUUUUUUGAUAAAAUCCGAUAAAAACCAACAUUUAAGGUUCUUAUCGAUCGCCAAGAAAUGUGAGAUGAAGGACGAGUACCACGAGCACCGAGCCAACUUCUGGAAGAAAAUUAAACUUAGCGCUAAGUGUUGUUAA